AGAAACGCGAAUAGAUUUAGAAUUAAAAGACUAACUUUAAAAAAGGGGGAUAGCGCCUAUUUCCUUUAUUAUAAUAUUAGAAUAAAACGACUAAAUAAUAAAUUAAAUUAUAAAAAACUUAGACCUUUUAAAAUUAUUAAAAGAAUCUUACCCGUUAAUUAUAAAUUAAAACUCUUAAAUAUAAUAAAGUAUUAUUUAGUCUUUUAUAUUUUACUUUCUAAACUAAUAUUUAAAAGUUUAUAUAUAGAAAAUUGUAUUAUUAUAAAACUAAACGAACUAGAAUAUAAAGUCGAAAGGAUUAUCGACUAUAGAAUUAAAAAUAAAAUAUAA
Messenger RNA from Colletotrichum acutatum, 330 nucleotides. RefSeq lists its product as uncharacterized. The record is from RefSeq and is a predicted model, not a curated record. NCBI's taxonomy places the organism in Eukaryota, Fungi, Ascomycota, Sordariomycetes, Glomerellales, Glomerellaceae. The annotation marks the transcript as partial. The transcript has a single exon.